CCCUCCCCAUCCCCAUCUCCUUUCUUCUUCAUCUUCGUCUUCGUCUUCUUCUUCUUCUUCCCCGCCUUUCCUUUCCUCUACCUCCCCCUCUCCCUCCUCCUCCUCCUCCCACAAACCCCACCAUGCGCACCACCUACGCCCUUCUCGCUGCCUGCGCCGCCACUGCCGCAGCCCCGGCCAAGUCGUACCCCGCCAUCGAAGAGCUGGCCGUCCGCACCACCGACGGUCGCAAUGGCUUCACCCACGUCCAGUUCCCCAUUGAGUGCCAGCGCUGCUUCCGCUCCGACCCGGCCAAGCCCAAGUCGAAGCUGAUCGACGGCGUGCUCGAGUUCGACGUGCGCAUCACGCGCCAUCUGGGCCUGGACGGCGACGACGCCGCCCAGAUCAACGGCUACACGGUCGAGGACGAGGAGCUGCCAUUUGUGCACGUGGGCAAGGAAGAGAGCGGCAACAUCAACAGCGCCAUCCAGCUGUACGCGCCGACGCGCUACGACGCCGACGGCGCGCCCAUCGCGGGGCCCUACACGACGAACCUGCGCGGCAGCAUCAGCUUCGAGACGCUCGUCAAGAACGGCACCCACGACGUCAAGGGCGUCGUCUUCAACGUGACGCACAUUGAGGCGCAGGACAACGGGCCGGUGCCAGCGGCGCUGACGGGAUUCCGCCUGUCGUACUCGCGCAAGCCCAAGAACACGAUCCUGCGCAUCCAGCAGAACGCCGCGCCCACAGCCGCGGACCCGUACCCCUUCGCCGACCGCGAGGCGUGGAUCGAGCCGCCCCAGGUGCAGCACUUCCUGUGGGCGAGCAAGAACGUCGAGUUCAUCAACAAGGCGCACGACCUGUACCCCGGCUGGAACCCGAAUCUGGUCGAGUGCAAGACGAUUGCGUGCCGGGUCAACAAGCUGCACACGCGCUUCACGGUGGCCUACGACGCGUGCGUGGAGCGGCUCGAGGAUCCCCUUGCGUCGGGCAUGCCGCUGCACUGCCGCGCGUACCUGCUCCCUUACUACGCCAAGAAGAACAUCAUGUGGGUGGGCGCGGGCACGGCGCUGCUGAUCAGCACCGUCAUGCGCAUGCUGCUGCAGAAGAAGAAGGACGCCGACCUCGCCAAGAAGAAGGAGGCCAAGCAGCUUGAGGACCUGAUGGACCGCAUGGAGGACGACGUGUGCGACUACCUCAUCCGCACCGAGGGCGUGGCCAAUCCCGACGACGUGCCUGCGCCGGCGGCUCUCGAGGCCAAGGAGUCGACCGUCGAGGCGAGGCGGGCGUACAACGCCGAGGAGUUGUAAGUGUGUGUUGGGUGCUUGGAUGACGGAAGAACAAUUGGAUGAUGGGAAAGAAAGAUUAUUUGGAUGACGCCGCGAGGCUAUGUAUGUACCUACUGUACGCUCACGUUGGAUGCCGCACGCAUGGAUGGGAUGGCCAUAUGGAUGAACUACGUAAUUAGACUAAUGUACGCUUGAUGAGCACCUACUCGAGUAGCGAGUGGUAUAACAUUUGUAUCUCGCCAC
This is a messenger RNA of Aplosporella prunicola CBS 121167, 1511 nucleotides long. RefSeq lists its product as uncharacterized. NCBI's taxonomy places the organism in Eukaryota, Fungi, Ascomycota, Dothideomycetes, Botryosphaeriales, Aplosporellaceae. The record is from RefSeq and is a predicted model, not a curated record. The transcript has a single exon. The coding region runs from base 123 to 1289 and encodes 388 amino acids.